Dromiciops gliroides (monito del monte) is the source of this 1691-nucleotide messenger RNA. Its product is annotated as coiled-coil domain-containing protein 74B-like. NCBI's taxonomy places the organism in Eukaryota, Metazoa, Chordata, Mammalia, Microbiotheria, Microbiotheriidae. The record is from RefSeq and is a predicted model, not a curated record. The transcript is spliced from 9 exons. The coding region runs from base 1 to 1389 and encodes 462 amino acids.
AUGGUAACGGGGCCAGACCCAGAGGAGGCGGCGGCCGCCGAGAAGCCGGUCCGGGGUCGGGUCCGAGAGCCGGGGACGUGCGCGCAGCGGCCGGGGGCGGUCGCGGUCGCGGUCGCGGCGGUGCGGAACGGGGCGGUCGGCUGGGCCGGGGGCGAGCCCCGCGGGCGGCCCGCAUGUGAGGGCCCGGGGCCGGGCGGCGCCGCCAUGAGCUGCCCGGGGCCCGGCCCGCAGGCCCCGGCCGCCUCGGCCUCGGGCCCCAGCCGGCAGCCGCGGCCGCCGAGCCCCGCGCCGGCCCUGGGGCUGCUGGGCAUCGGCCCCGCGCCCGUGCUGACGGCGCCGCCCGCGGCCCCGGCCGGGGCGCCCGAGCUGCAGAAGCGCGUGGUGGACCUGGAGAAGAGCCUGCAGUUCGUGCAGCAGCAGCACGCCGACACCCUGCUGAGCCUGCACGCCGAGGUGGAGCGGCUGCGCCGGGACAACCGCGAUCUUCACUAUAAACUCAUAAUGAAUCAGAAGUUGCCGCGGAAAGGUAUGGCUUCUUCCAGUUCUCAUUUUCUCAAGUCCAACUCAGUCGUGGUGCCGUCAGGUUGCUCAGCGUCCAAAACCAAACACUCACUUUCCUGCCCAAGGAGACAAGAAGUGGGGGAAUCCGGAGAAGAGGAGCAAAGCCCCAGUGACAAGAUGGAGAAAGGCCCAGCCGGUCAGGCUCGAGAUGGGAGAAAUCGGAGAAGUCUGCAAAGGGGAAGGGCUCGCAGCGACACAUCUAGCAAAGCCUCCGAGGCCCCCGGUCGCCUGUCUGAGAGAACUGGAAACACGCCCCUUGUUGGUUGUCCUUGUUCUAGAGCAGAAGAAAUGGAAGCCCCGAGCUCCACGCUGAUCCCCAUGGUGUCCUGCCAGCCCCAGCUCAAACACAUCCUGGGGAUCACGUCCUCUCUGAAGCUCCCCCCUCACAUGCGCAAGCUGUCCACUCUUCAGCAGUGUGAGCUGGUCAUCAGGCAGCUGUGGAAUGCCAACCACCUGCAGGCUCAAGAGCUGCAACACCUGAAAUCUGUCCUGGAAGACGGUUCCCGACAGGCAGCCGACAGCCUUCCAGUCAACCAUUCCAAGAGGGCAUUGGGAGAAAAAAAUAAAACAAUGCCCGUCAGUGUGUGUUCUCUGCAGGGUCCUGUGCCAGGGCAAACAUUUUCUCCACUCAGGCAUCAGGAAGGUAUGCAGUUCCCCAAAGUUGCUGAUAAGAACGCCUCCAAAAAAUGUUUGAUCCUUGCGCCCAUACCUGGGGCAGAGAGAGCAGUCUUGCCAGCCCUGAAGCAAACCUUGAGAAAUAGCUUUGCUGAGAGACAGAAGAAAAUGCAGGCCAUUCAGAGCCGUCGCCUCCACCGCACAGUCCUGUAGCUGGCACCGGACUGGCUCAGACGGGGGGACAGAGCAGCGGGGGCAGACGCCUUCCAAGGCCAGGUCACGCUGCCAGGGCGGGGGACGAAGCCAACCAGAGAUCUCGCCUUGACCUCUGACCCUCUAGUUCCUCGUCAGGGAGAUGCUCCUGAGACUCCAGAUGUGGCCGUCAACACUUUCUUCUUGGCACAAGUCUGACUGCGGUUAUUCUCCUCCAAACAUACAUUAACACAAAAAUGAAUUACGAAAUCACUAUUUCCCUACCAGCUAGAGAUUGUUGAAUUAAAUCUCAUUUAUCUACA